CGCCGGCCCAGACGCGACCCCCGCUUCUCCAGAAGAAACCUCAACUUUUGCCCGGCUGUAACUUGGAAGCAGACUGCACGGAGGACACACACACACACACCCACACACACUCUGCUGUCCGCCUUCCUACUGACGGGAUUUUCUGGGUCGAGUUCGUGUUGCUUCAGGGAUAAAUGAUCACCUCAACCAGAAGAGUGUCUCCAGAUAAACCUGAAGUUCGGAUUGCCUUCAGCCUCGGUGACACAUCAGAUGUUAACGAUGCGGAGGACCUCUCGCAGACUUUCCCAGACCUUGAACAGCGAUUACAGCCGGUGCCUCCGUGUGUGUCUCUGAGAGAGAGCGUCCAGGUGUACAAGGAGCACUGCAGGAUGGCAAGAGAGUUCCACCAGGUCAAACAUGAGAUCUCUGUGCUUGAAGAUCGCAAGCGUAAGCUGCUGGCAGACCUGGUGGAGGAUGAGAAGGUUGCUAUGGAAAUCGCCCGUCUUGAGGAGGAGUUUCGGCGCCUCACGGAGGAGAACCGCACCUUGGUAACUGUCCACAAGGAGCGCGCUCAGCAGCUGGAGAGGCUCUGCCUGACCGGCCGGACGAGACAAGACCCCUCGUGACCUCUGACCUCCAUCCAGCCUGAGACCACCAGACUUUCAGCUGACAGCAGACCAGGAACCAGAAAUAAAUGCUCACGCAACACAACUUCAGUCUGUGAAUCAGCUAAUUACAGAGAAAGGUCCUGUGUUUACUCACUUCUGAGUCAUUUGCUUAACCCACAGAUGUACCCGGCGGUUCUCGUCAUUCUGAGGUUGCUGUAGCGAUUCCACCGAUCUGACGUAUCGCCCCUCGUCCGGGUAACGUUUGGUUUUAAUGUCAUUCUAUUGGGCAAAACCUUACUGGUUGCUGUUGUUUUACCUAGCGGUACAUUCAUCCAGUGUCAGCCACCGUGAAUGUGACCAGAUAUUCUGAUAUCCGUCUCAGGUCCAGUGAAGACAGUAGCUUUUUUUAAUGUGAGGUCUGUUGAGGGAGCUGAAGAUGGUAUGAUGUGGUCCAAAUAUAGUAUUUUUCUUUUUUAGGAGUGUUGAACCUCCUCUCCCUCUCUUCCACCCCAGCUCACAGAUGAGUGUUUAACAUGCUGUCAGGGAACCUCAGAUUACAGCCGCCAAGUGUGAAGAACAGCAAAAGGAGAAGGUGAUUAUCCGUUUUACAGUAUCUGCUGUAUGAGUUGUACAUUUUGUUUUGAUGAUGUGUAGUGUGUACCUGUAUAUGGAGGAAGUACACAGUCAAAUAAAGUGUUGCGUGUUGUCCUCGUCUGUUA
Salarias fasciatus (jewelled blenny) is the source of this 1306-nucleotide messenger RNA. RefSeq names its product map3k7 C-terminal like (gene map3k7cl). Bases 174 to 605 code for a protein of 143 amino acids. The record is from RefSeq and is a predicted model, not a curated record. Gene Ontology annotation, cellular component: nucleus; cytosol. Lineage: Eukaryota; Metazoa; Chordata; Actinopteri; Blenniiformes; Blenniidae. The transcript has 5 exons.